This is a messenger RNA of Anopheles coluzzii, 1422 nucleotides long. It is a transcript of the gene Tcs4, whose product is annotated as probable tRNA N6-adenosine threonylcarbamoyltransferase, mitochondrial. The transcript has 5 exons. Bases 62 to 1318 code for a protein of 418 amino acids. The record is from RefSeq and is a predicted model, not a curated record. Gene Ontology annotation, biological process: tRNA threonylcarbamoyladenosine modification. Lineage: Eukaryota; Metazoa; Arthropoda; Insecta; Diptera; Culicidae. Gene Ontology annotation, cellular component: mitochondrion.
AUUGGUUGUUUUGGACUCGAUCGCGUUCUGUAGUCGGAAAACAAACAACAGCUGGGUGAACAUGAUGCGCAGAGUUUUAUCUAAAUUUGCUCGUUUUAGGACAGUGAACAGACAUUUGGCAACACAAUCCUCCCCGGUAGUGCUGGGAAUCGAAACGAGUUGUGAUGACACCGGGGCAGCUUUGGUUACCGGCAAUGGGACAGUUUUGGGAGAGUACAUUCAUUCCCAGCAAAGCAGUCACUUGAGGUUUGGUGGAAUCAUUCCACCGGUAGCGCAAGACAUCCACCGUGCCAAUAUCGAAUCCGUUGUGCAAAAUGCGUUUAAACUAGCAAAUAUGACUCCUAACGAUAUAGAUGCAGUUGCUGUCACCAAUCGGCCUGGGUUACCCCUCAGUCUGAUAGUGGGGAUGAGGUAUGCGAAACAUAUCGCCCGCUCCUACAACAAACCGCUCAUUCCCAUACACCAUAUGCAGGCACACGCGUUGAUGGCUCGAAUGACCUCUACUAUCCCGUAUCCAUUUCUCUGCCUGCUGGUAAGCGGUGGUCACUCGUUGCUGGUAUUUGUGGAGAGUACUGCACGAUUUCGACUGCUCGGCGAAACAUUGGACGAUGCGCCGGGUGAAGCGUUAGAUAAAAUCGCUCGUCGGCUGAAGCUGCGGAACGUGGCCAAGUAUGCGCAAAUGUCUGGUGGUCAGGCUAUCGAAGCAGCAGCCCAACAGGCUGGCGCAAACGACACAUCUGCUUACGAAUUCCCGCUACCACUUUCUAAAUAUCGUGACUGUCAGUUCAGUUUCGCCGGACUGAAAAAUACCGCCACGAGACACAUACUCGAACGAGAAUCCACCCUCCAUCUUGCUCCCGAUGCUUUGCUGCCCGAUUAUGAAGCGUUUUGUGCUUGUUUCUUGAAAGGAGUCACACGGCACAUGCUGCACCGAACGCAGCGCGCGAUUGAGUACUGUGAACGGCGCAAACUUUUCUCCGAUGCCGAACCACACCGCAGUUUAGUCGUUUCGGGCGGUGUUGCUUGCAAUGACGUUAUAUUCAAUGCGCUCAGCUCGAUGGCGGCCCAGUUUGGGUACAGCACCUACCGGCCACCGAAAAAGUUGUGCACCGAUAACGGCACAAUGAUAGCGUGGAACGGCAUGGAGAAACUGCUGGCAAAAGAUACUGCCGAAAUGACGACGAAGUACGAGCAGGUUGAUAUAAGCGGAAAGUGCCCUAUCGGUGACAGUCUUAUCGAUGAUGUGAAAGAAGCGAACAUAGCAUGCAAGUGGGCUAAAGUCGAUAUAUUUCCAGGCAAAGAAGAAGUUAGUAGAUAGUAAUGGGGAGCAAUUUUGUUACUAGACAGUAAACUCUAAAGAAACAGUAAACACGAUUAUUACAGCUUUUAAAAACGCGUAUAAUAAACACGAUUGUUUGCCUA